Messenger RNA from Spirodela intermedia, 1650 nucleotides. The record is from the annotation of a GenBank genome assembly. NCBI's taxonomy places the organism in Eukaryota, Viridiplantae, Streptophyta, Magnoliopsida, Alismatales, Araceae.
AUGGAUGGUUUCCACUGUUCCUUGAUCGAGUUCAUGCUUCAUAAGACCGAGAGGCUUCAUUCUCUGGUAGAUCUCCGUUUCAGAGUAAAUUAGGGUCAAUUGGUGUUGGAAAAAUCCUCUCUUUUCUGGGCUAAUACUUGCUUUGUUCAACUCAGGUUGGUAGAUAUAAUAGCCCGGAUGAGCAUCCCUUCUUCAAGGAAGAUCUGCCCGAGCCCAUCUUGCCACCUAUUCAGUAUCCAAAUGUAAAUUUCUUGUGAAGGAAGACCAGUGGAGCAUUGAAUGUUCUUCCCUCGCAUGAUGCCAACGAUAUUCAUGAACUAUAUUGGAAAAAAUAUGAACUAUAUUAGAGAUUACAAGGGUAUCAACUAUAUUUUUAGGAACCCAGUCACGGAUAUGUAUUUCUUGGCGUAUAACAUUAUUGGACAAUUAAUGCACUGGGUUCGUGAAACUAGAGUUGAUGAUCAAUAAGGUCUUAAACAUAAUUUAAUUUAAUUUUUUAAUAUUGAGCUUUUCAUGUUUCUUUAUAUUAUCUGUUAAUCGACCAUACAUUAUUAAUACAUUUAUUUAGUUAAACAAUACAUUAACAGAAAAAAAUGAUUUUAGUUGAUAUCUUAUUUUCAAUUAAACUCUGAUUCAUACCCUUUUUUCUUUAUACUGAACUAGAGUUGAUGAUCAAUAAGGUCUUAAAAAUAAUUUUAUUUUAUUUUUAAUAUUGUGGUUUUCAUGUUUCGUUAUAUUAUCUGUUAAUUGACAAUGCAUUAUUAAUAAAAUUAUUUAGUUAAACAAGACAUUACCAGAAAAAAAUAUUUUAAUUGAUAUAUAUUUUUCAAUUAAACUCUGAUUCAUACCCUUUUUUCUGUCUUCUUCCUUCAAACUGACUGACCUUGCAUUCGUGACGAUGGAACCAGGUUCUGCAUCCGAUUGCUGAUUCCAUAAACAUAAACAGGAAGAUCUGGGACAUGUACUUCACGGACCUUCUCCCCAGAUUUGCCAAAAAGGGGAGUGAUGGUAAUUGCGGGUCCAGCGCUGUUUGUGACACUAUCUGCUUGCAGGUGAGCAUUUCUUAUUUUAGCAUGAACCCUAUGAUUUUUUAUUUUUUUAUUUUUUUAUUUUUUUAUUUUUUUAUUUUUUUAUUUUGUGUGGAUUUUUCUGCCCAGAUCAUCUGAAAGUUCCUAAUAUGGGUACAAAAAAGUUUAGUUUUUUCCUGAAAUAGUCAGAAUCUAACGGCAGCUUUCUGAUGAAGGCGCUUUCCAAGAGGAUCCACUAUGGAAAGUUCGUCGCAGAAGCUAAGUUCCAGGCCACCCCGGACACCUACGUAGCUGCGAUCAGAGCCCAGGUAACCACCGCCGCCGACAUUUGACUUUGAGAUCACGACCCCAUUCAAUAUGGUUUUGACGCCAGAUUCGGCUCAUCUUGCAGGAUAGGGACCGGAUAAUGCGUCUGCUGACGUAUGAAAUUGUUGAGUCCAAGGUCAAAGAGAGGGUGGAGACGAAGGCGAAAAUCUAUGGCCAGGAGAUCCAUGAGGAGGGCGACUGUAAGCCCCCGGUGUACAAGAUUAAGGCAGGAUUGGUGGCCGAUCUCUAUGGAGACUGGAUAAUGCCGUUGACCAAGGAGGUCCAGGUGGAGUACCUGCUGAGGAGACUAGACUGA